AUGUGGUGUUUGGCCUAUACCAGAUGUGAAAACUGUGUGACCGAGAGCAGAUUCGCUGAACUAAAAGAAGAAAUGCGUGAGCUGAAAAAUAAUAAUGAGGAAUUAAAAGAAAAGUUGCUGACUCUUGAGAAAAAACUUGAUGCCGACGUCAAGCAAGAGAAAAACGAAUUUAAAGUUGUGGACACGAAUCAAGAGAAUGAAACGGAAAUUCACAAAACUGGCGUAUCUAAAGUAGGAGAAACAAGGAACCGGACCAUGCGAAACUUGUUUAAAUCUAUCAACGUGAAAAUGAAAGGACAAAUGGUCACAAACGUUGCCUUUUAUGCGUAUUUAAGUGGAAACCGAUGCUAUGGCAAUCACGAAAUCUUCAUUUUUGACACAGUGGAGACUAACGUUGGCAACGGUUACAACUCCCACGACGGCAUAUUUGAUGCUCCUGUCACUGGUGUAUACGUGUUCACAUAUACUAUGACCCCGACCUACUACACUUUUAUCUAUACAGAGCUUAUCGUUGAUGGUGUGAUAAAGAACGUCAUUAUUGCAGAUUCUCAAGAAAUCCACAAUAUUCAUCCAGCAACGGCCACUGCUGUUGUCCACGUAACUGCCGGACGUGCUGUGUAUGUCCGAAAAGUGACGAGCAGCAAGUGCAACAUCCUAAGGAACAACAACUCUAAAACAACGUUUGCUGGAUGGUUGUUGUUUUAA
Ruditapes philippinarum (Manila clam) is the source of this 705-nucleotide messenger RNA. RefSeq names its product complement C1q-like protein 4. The transcript has 3 exons. Bases 1 to 705 code for a protein of 234 amino acids. The record is from RefSeq and is a predicted model, not a curated record. NCBI's taxonomy places the organism in Eukaryota, Metazoa, Mollusca, Bivalvia, Venerida, Veneridae. Gene Ontology annotation, molecular function: protein binding.